CAGAAUCAGUGUCGCAAUUUAGAAUUGGAGCAAUUCUAUCAAUCUUACAUGCAACGUUUGCGCGUGAGUUAUCUAUCGUUAUUCAUCUUUAUCGAGCUGUUAGUAGUAGGUGUUCAUUCUGUAAUCUUGCUCGCUACCAUACCCAAUCUUGAAAAUGUGUCAGCGGACAUUUUUGCUUAUAUUAUAUCGGCUCUAUUGGUUUGGGCGAUAUUGGCUUUAAAUUUUCGUAAUGAAUUGGUGAAACGUUUCAGUUGGAUUAUGUACGUAACAUCGUGGUUGGCUGUAGCGCUGCUGGCAGGUACCGAUAUCGGGGUUUCCGUAUAUCAUGCUGUCAUAAAUCUUGAUUUAUUGAGACCAGCGUUCGGUAGCUAUAUUUUAUAUGCUGUAUACAUAUUUAUGCCCUUACCUGAUAAUGCGCAUGCAUCUCUGUUGGGUACCUCUGUGACAUUGUCUUAUCUCAUCGAUUAUGCAUUCGUUACGUAUCGCAAACAUGCUAAUGGAUCCGGCGGGUUAGACUUCAUAAAACUAAUAACUGAAACGAUAUUUUUAAUCUCGAUAAAUCUAUUGGGUAUACAUUUUCGUAUGAUGAAAGAGAUAGCAAUACGUACAACAUUCCUAGAUCGACGGCAAUAUGUCGAGGAGAAUUUAAUGCUACGUUACGCCCGAGAUGAAGAGAAAAGUUUAUGGCUAAGCAUAAUACCAGCUCAGAUAGCUAAUAAGAUCGAACAGGAUGUCAAGGCUCGCGUCGAACAUAUACGAGCUAGAAAGCAACGUCUCAUCUCGCAAAGUAAUAAUGAUGCGAAAAUAGAGGCCAAUUCGAAUAGAGUACAUAGUCCAACGAUUUUGAAAUACUGGCGUCAACCUGACACCGAAAAACUUUUCAUUGAACCCCACGAUGAUGUUACGAUACUUUAUGCAGACGUUGUCAACUACACCUAUUUGACAACAACCUUAGAUGUGAAAACCUUGGUAGAAACUUUGCAUGAUCUCUUUGUGAAAUUCGACACGGCCUCUGAGGAAUACAAUGUGUUGCGCAUCAAAUUUCUAGGCGAUUGUUAUUAUUGCGUGGCAGGAGUUCCACUACCUAAUGAGUAUCAUGCCAAAUGCUGUGUGGACUUGGGUUUACGUAUGAUUAAAGAUAUACGUGAUGUAAGAACACGUCGUAAAUUAAACAUCGAUAUGCGUAUCGGCGUGCAUUCUGGUAGUAUUCUAUCCGGGGUAAUUGGGGCCUGUAAAUGGCAAUACGAUAUAUGGUCGAAAGAUGUCGAUAUUGCUAAUCGUUUGGAACAGACUGGAAUAGCGGGACGGGUGCACGUUAGCGAAGAAACCUUAAAGCAAUUGGAUGGCGAGUACAUGUAUGAGGAAGGUACUCCCCAAGCUCGUACCGAUCCGGUACUCAAAAAAUUUGGCAUAAGAUCAUUUUUAAUUAAACCGCCCAAGUAUUCCUCGUACAACGAAUUAAGACGACCUUGGUCAGCAAUACGUCGUCAGAUAGAGCAACGUUUAAAACCCGAAUUAUCUACAAACUUUAUGCAAAACAAUAUCGAACAAUUUAAUCAGAUACGCACACAAGCUAAAUUGGAAAUGAGUCGUGAGCUAGAUAAGAUGCCCAUCAGUCGAAUUCAACUUUGGAAAUUUUGUUUUGGUCGAUCGAAGCGUUUAACUCAAGAUGAAAUGGAAGAACAAAAUUUUCGCCGGAAUAUAACAUCGAUGUGCUUGUUUUUCAAAGAUUGGCGAUGGGAAAUGCAAUUUCUACGUGAACCAGACGAUAUGCUUAAGUACAGUGUGAUUAUGGGCGUCAUCAUAUUUUUGGGUAUAAUGGCAAUACAAUCGAUUAAUAAGAUUCAAUCCACAAAUUUUUGGGCCUCGAAUGCGUUUUACAUUGUUUUAAUAAUUGUUUGUAUAUUUUUGUCAUGGUUUAAAAAGCUAUGGCUUAUGUUCUUCGCUGAAGCUGACAAAACUGAUCCCGAUAAUAAAAUUUUAUUAUUUCUCUACGAGACUUCGAAAAGUUUACAAAGCAGCAUAAUAGCACGGCUCAGCAUAUAUAUUCUAAUUAUAAUCAUUUGCUGUUCCGCGACAUUUAUGCAAUUGUUAGACUGCAAUAAUUGGCCCGUUUAUGGUUCCGAUAAUGACAGUAAUGGUAGUUUAAGCUCGCAGGCAUUUUCUAAGGAUCGAAUAUGUGAAGAAGGAUUCAAUCCUUGGGGUAUCACCGACAGUUUAGAAUUAACCAUAUGCGUCGUCUUUCUCUUCUCGCGUAUACCGUUUGUGGUGAAACUUGUUAUUGGUCUUUUAAUAUCGUCUAUUUAUAUAGUGAUUAUAUUUGUUAAAUACGCAUUAAUUUACGAGUCUAGUCCUUCGUCUAACGUGCAAUUGCAAGCCGAAUAUUCGCAUGUCUUGGUGAUUGUUAUAACAUUUUUCAUUUUCCAUUUAAUGGAUCGCCAAACCGAAUUUAUAUCAAGAGUCGAUUAUAAUUGGAAACGUCAAUUGCAAAAAAAGCAGGAAGAUGCCGAGGUAACCAACGAAUCAAUAUCAGUGUUGAUUAAUAACAUUCUGCCAUCGCAUGUAGCGGAUAUUUAUAUAUCCAGGGAAAUGAAGAAUGAAUUGUAUUAUGAGGAAUAUGAUAACGUGGCGGUAAUGUUUGCCUCGAUUGAGAACUAUGAUACCGAAAACGUUGGCUUACGAGUCCUAAAUGAAAUCAUAUGCGAUUUUGACGACGUGUUGAAACAUUUCGAAUCGGAAGGGGCGUUUAAGAUUGAAAAAAUUAAAGUGGCAGGAUGGACUUAUAUGGCGGCGUGCGGUUUAGAUUUAGCUCGUUCGGAACAUGUUAAUACUCAGAAUACAUUCCGUAAUUCAUCGUUAUUGCCAAACGGACGUAGAUCCCAUUAUAAUAGCAGCAAUUCGAAUCGUUCAUCUCAAGAGGUCAAUAUAAAAGUGGAAUCUUCGGCGAAAUCGGGAACCAAUGUUAAGCGUUCUUCUAGUCAAUACGAAGGUCAUUCAAAUAUUAGCAGGAACGCUAAAAAUCGUAAGAUCAGUAGCCCUCAGCAAAGCAAUGUCGUUUUUGUGAUGGCACAAUUCGCUUUGGAACUCAUGCGCACUAUACACUCUUUCAAUAUGGAGAAUCUGCAAUGUGAAGAUGGUAAUUCUGACCAUGGCAUGUUACGCGUAGGCAUAAGUAACGGUGAAAUAAUGGCCGGCGUAGUUGGCUCGUCUAAGCCUCAUUACGAUAUCUGGGGUAACGCUGUAAAUAUGGCCUCUCGGAUGGAUUCGACCGGUUUGCCCGGCCAUAUUCAGGUUACCGAAGAAACUGCCCAAAUAUUACGGACAUUCAAUAUACAAUGCAAUUUUCGUGGCCUGACCUAUGUUAAAGGUCGUGGUGAGAUACCCACAUACUUUGUGGGUAUAGAUGAGAAUCUAAAUUUUAUACCCGAUUCAAAAAUAAACACCAGAGAACCGAAUGCAUAAAAUAUAUAUAAUUGUUUAACAUUUAUUUAUGUACAUAUUUCAUUUUACUACGUAAUUUACUUCUAAGACUUGAUUCUUUUACUUAUAAAAUUGAUAUCUCUAACUGAAUAAGUUUUGUAACAAAUAUUGUUAUUAUAGAUACGAAAAGCUGUUGUCACUUGUCUGUCAAUUAUAAUUACAUAUCAUAAUCAUAGCAGUUGUAAAAAAGUAUUCAUCCUUCUCCGAUAUUGGUCAGUCGUAUCUUUUUAUAUAGAAGCAAUUACUUUCUUAUAAAUACGAAAUAGAAAGGCUCGAUACUCUGGCUAAAGCGAUGUCGUAUAUAACCAAUUCUCGAAAGAAUCAACGUAUAUUGAUAUGCUUAAUCC
Messenger RNA from Glossina fuscipes, 3827 nucleotides. RefSeq names its product adenylyl cyclase X E (gene ACXD). The transcript has 17 exons. The record is from RefSeq and is a predicted model, not a curated record. Gene Ontology annotation, biological process: cAMP biosynthetic process; adenylate cyclase-activating G protein-coupled receptor signaling pathway; intracellular signal transduction. Gene Ontology annotation, molecular function: adenylate cyclase activity. The coding region runs from base 49 to 3462 and encodes 1137 amino acids. Lineage: Eukaryota; Metazoa; Arthropoda; Insecta; Diptera; Glossinidae.